Messenger RNA from Paraglomus brasilianum, 1641 nucleotides. Lineage: Eukaryota; Fungi; Glomeromycota; Glomeromycetes; Paraglomerales; Paraglomeraceae. The record is from the annotation of a GenBank genome assembly.
AUGGGUAAAAGAAAUAGAGCUGCUACGCUUCCUACAAACUUGCCACAACUGCAGAAUCUGAUAAAACGAGACCCUGUCUCUUACAAGGAAGACUUUUUGCAGCAAUUCAGACAUUAUGAAUCUCAGUUGACUAUAUUUAAGCUAAAACCAGACGAGGAUGCGGAAGACUUUGGCUCUUUGGUCACCUUCAUAUCACAGGUUGCUCAAUGUUAUCCAGAGGAAACAAGAGCUUUCCCACAACAGAUAAUAGAUAUCUUGUCUGAGAACUAUCAGAUCAUGUAUCCUGAGCUUCGUAGGACACUAGCGCAAGGCACUUCCGGAUCAGAUGGUGGUCCAGCGCGCCAAGAAAAAGAACCGUUCAAACAGGAAAUGUCUGAAAAUGCUAUUGCAGCAAAGAAAAGUUUGGACGUCUGUAUUGAGCUAUACAAGAAAAAUGUAUGGAAUGAUGACAAGACCGUGAAUGUCAUAGCGGAAGCAUGUUUUCAUCCUGUGACAAAGAUAAAAGUCACAGCGCUCAAAUUUUUCUUGGGCUCUAAUGAAGACGAAGAAAGCGGAAGUAGUUCGGAGGAUGAUGUGCCCGACAUACGGAGAUUGCAACACGUCAACCAAAUAAAUAAAAAAAAGAAAUCAAAGGCGCGCAAAAUGGAAAAAGCUUUGGCGAAUGUACGAAAAAAGGAAAAACAAAAGCAUAAGGCAGAGAACUUUAAUUUUUCGGCUUUGCAUCUUUUGAAUGAUCCUCAAGGAUUUGCCGAAAAGUUAUUUUCGAUAUUGCAACAGUCAUCUAAUAAUGAUCGUUUUGAAGUCAAAUUAAUGACAAUGAAUUUGAUCUCGCGUAUUAUCGGCAUCCACAAGUUAAUGUUGCUAGGAUUUUAUCCGUAUCUAAUAAGAUAUCUGCAACCCCAUCAACGUGAUGUUACUUUGGUUUUAGCCAUCCUGGCACAAGCAACUCAUGAACUUGUACCCCCAGAUGCAUUGGAGCCGGUUGUAAAGGCGAUAGCAAACGGUUUUAUCAACGAUCGUUGUGCUGCUGAGGUUAUGAUUGCUGGCUUGAACGCCAUACGAGAAAUCUGUGCACGUCAACCUCUCGCUAUCGAUGCGACGCUGUUACAAGAUCUGACCGAGUACAAGUCGGAUCGUACCAAGGGCGUGAUGAUGGCUGCGCGAUCGUUAAUAGCCUUAUACAGGGAAUUAAAUCCCGAGCUGUUGCAUCGCAAAGACAGAGGUCGAACUGCUAGUAUGAACAUGAACGAUUACAAGCCGUUGCAAUAUGGUGAGGUCAAAGUAGUCACUGACGAGGUCAUCGAUGAGGUCACCGGGGAGAAACGAAAAUUAGAUUCAACUCAACAUGAGGAACUAUCAGACGUAGUUGAUGUAAACACCAUAACAGGUCCUCGCAAAAAGGCUAAGCAAGAUUAUGACGAGCGCGUGGAGUCGGCGAGAGCUGGCCGUGAGGGGCGUGAAAAAUAUGGAGCGCACAAAAAUAAGAGAGCAGAGGGCGCUAGCACUACAAAUAAAGAAAAAGUCAGGAAUAAAGCAUUCAUGAUGGUAGUACACAAGAGAAAUACGCUUACCAUGAAAAAGAUGAGUUUAAGAAAGAAACAGAUACUGCUAAAAAAGCAACAAGGAAAGAAGAAACGAUAA